Carya illinoinensis is the source of this 993-nucleotide messenger RNA. RefSeq lists its product as uncharacterized. The record is from RefSeq and is a predicted model, not a curated record. Bases 1 to 993 code for a protein of 330 amino acids. NCBI's taxonomy places the organism in Eukaryota, Viridiplantae, Streptophyta, Magnoliopsida, Fagales, Juglandaceae. Gene Ontology annotation, cellular component: nucleus. The transcript is spliced from 3 exons. Gene Ontology annotation, biological process: base-excision repair, AP site formation; DNA repair. Gene Ontology annotation, molecular function: 8-oxo-7,8-dihydroguanine DNA N-glycosylase activity.
AUGGAGGCAUGCACAACAACUUUCAACUUGGAGAAGGCCGUAUGCAACCUUGGCUAUUUCAUGAUGGCUCCUAACUCUUGGAUUCCAUCCACCCAAAUUCUUCAACGUCCGUUACGACUUUCAAACUUCAGUACCUCUGUCGUUGUUUCUAUUUCACACCCUCCGGGCAAUGCCUCUAUCAUCGUUGAAGUCCAUAAUACUGACAAUGUUUCUCCCCAGGAUGAGAAAAUUAUCCUGGAACAGGUAGCUCGGAUGCUAAGGAUAUCAGAGAGAGAUGAAACGCAUUUGAGGGAGUUCCAAAACUUGCAUCCAGAAGCAAAGGAGAAAGGUUUUGGUCGGUCUUCUCGUUCUCCCACAAUAUUUGAAGACGCCAUUAAGUCUAUCCUCCUUUGCAACUGCACGUGGAAAAGGUCAUUGGACAUGGCCAAAGCUCUUUGUGAGCUUCAAUCACAAUUAGCCAAUGGUCUGAUAUCCAUGAAAUGUGAAGAUUUAAACAAGAAAUCUUCGAAUAAAGGAUCAAAGAGAAAGCGAGUAACUGAAAAACUAACCGAGGACAAAAAAUGUGCCGAGGAUUGUUCAGAUUCUCAGAUGUUAAAUGGCAAAAAUGCUACGUCUUUAGGGAAUUUUCCGAGCUCCAGAGAACUUGUUAGCCUGGACGAGUAUUUCUUGAAAAAGCAUUGCAAUCUUGGUUAUCGAGCAAAACGCAUUCUACAACUCGCUAAACGUGUGGAGAGUGGAAAGCUUGACCUUCAAAAAUUUGAAAAGGAGUCUAAUAGCAUAUCUGCCCAGGAAGUAUAUGUCAAAUUGAAGAGAGUUAAAGGGUUCGGUCAGUUUGCAUGCGCCAACUUGAUGAUGUGCAUGGGAUAUUAUGAAAUGGUUCCCAUGGAUUCUGAAACUAGACGUCAUUUGCAACAGGUUCUCACGAGCAUUACUUCAUUGCCUUCAUAUAUGUGGAUCUACAACGACGUGUAUAUAGAUGUCAUAGUGUUUUAA